ACUCUUAAAGUUAAUAGAAGAAAUCUUGAGGCAUUGAUGUUUCUAGAAACUCCGAUUGCAAUCUCUAGUUUUGUAAAAUAGAUCAUAAAUAUUUGUUAUUGCAAUAAUCCAAUCAGCCUAUUCAACUAUUUUUACGCAUUCUUUAAGACGGACAGUGUAAGAGUUAUCCAUCAAUCAAUUCCCUAAGACGCCUUGUUUAUUUUUCUUACGAUGGGUUUGUUUUCAUCAAGUCCCACUUUGAGCACUGCUUCCGUAACAUGAAGACGGCAUAUUUAGGGCGGUGUUUGAGAACAUUGUUAGUUUCCGUACGUAGCGAACAAUAAAAUUGUCAUUCUGUGUCAACUAAAAAUAAAAGGAGCUGUCGGUUAUUAUAAUCUCUUCAUAGAGAGAACAUUGCUAGUGCAGGAUUUGGAUGGUUUUCUCAAGAGAAAAUCCUAUAGAUGCUGGGAUGAAGAGGACAGAUUCCGGUGGUUUUGAGUGUUACUUGGAGUAUGAAAAAACGUUCACAAUGGGAUGCGUAGAGUAUAUAGCCACCAUAGGUUCUAUAGUACUGCUGAUUAUGACUUUCCCAUUAUCGUUGUUUUGGUGUUUCAAAGUUGUACAAGAGUACGAAAGAGCGGUCAUCUUUCGUUUGGGAAGACUACGAACAGGUGGCGCAAGAGGUCCAGGUAUUUUCUUCAUCGUUCCGUGCGUGGAUAGCUACUGCAAGGUGGACUUAAGAACGGUGUCGUUCGAUGUACCUCCUCAAGAGGCCUUAACAAAAGAUUCUGUAACAGUAACUGUGGACGCAGUAGUUUAUUACAGGAUCCAAGACCCACUUAAUGCUGUUAUCAAAGUUGCCAACUAUAGCAACUCAACAAGAUUACUGGCAAUGACAACUCUAAGAAACAUCUUGGGGACUCGAAAUUUGGCUGAAGUUUUGUCAGACAGGGAGGCCAUCUCACAUGCCAUGCAGACAUCUCUGGACGUAGCCACAGAUCCUUGGGGGGUAAAAGUAGAAAGAGUAGAAAUUAAAGAUGUUAGUUUGCCUCAACAGUUACAGAGAGCAAUGGCAACAGAAGCUGAAGCUACCAGAGAAGCUAGAGCCAAAGUGAUAGCUGCUGAAGGUGAGAUGAAAGCUUCAAGAGCACUGAAAGAAGCUUCGGAUGUUAUCAAUCAAAGUCCAGCUGCAUUACAGCUUCGUUAUCUUCAAACCUUGACUAACAUAUCCGCAGAGAAAAAUUCAACCAUUAUAUUUCCUUUGCCAAUAGAUCUUCUGAGUUAUUUUGUGAACAGAACAAGUAAUAUUGAAAUGGUGUGAUAAAUAUUCUUAUUAUUUCUUUUAAUCCACUAAUACUAUUUGGAAGAAAAUCAUCACAAUUUUUUCCAAUAAGAAUUUUCAACAGGCACAAAGAUACUUUUUUUAGAGUUUAAUUCAAUUUGAAAUCUUCGAAGGACAAAUAUUUUAAAUAGAUAUUA
Harmonia axyridis is the source of this 1458-nucleotide messenger RNA. RefSeq names its product stomatin-like. The transcript has 7 exons. Bases 413 to 1300 code for a protein of 295 amino acids. The record is from RefSeq and is a predicted model, not a curated record. NCBI's taxonomy places the organism in Eukaryota, Metazoa, Arthropoda, Insecta, Coleoptera, Coccinellidae. Gene Ontology annotation, cellular component: plasma membrane.